Messenger RNA from Engraulis encrasicolus (European anchovy), 1123 nucleotides. It is a transcript of the gene ngdn, whose product is annotated as neuroguidin, EIF4E binding protein. The transcript is spliced from 11 exons. NCBI's taxonomy places the organism in Eukaryota, Metazoa, Chordata, Actinopteri, Clupeiformes, Engraulidae. The record is from RefSeq and is a predicted model, not a curated record. Gene Ontology annotation, biological process: maturation of SSU-rRNA from tricistronic rRNA transcript (SSU-rRNA, 5.8S rRNA, LSU-rRNA). The coding region runs from base 28 to 984 and encodes 318 amino acids. Gene Ontology annotation, cellular component: nucleolus; small-subunit processome.
GUCAGUAGUUCCGGUCAUAAAAUCAAAAUGGCGGCGUCCGAGGAUGACAACGUUUUGGUGGACAGUGAUUUGCCUGCUGCUGUGAAACUAUUCAACAACCUCACAGAACAAAUUGUUUCAGUAACAAGUCAUGUCCAGAACCUGAUCAAGAAAGUGAAGGACAAGGCAUAUCGGACGUCAAAGGGGUUGUCCUACCUUGACGUAAGGUACCAAUUGCUGCUCUUUUACCUGCAAGAUGUAACCCAUCUGAUCAGUCUGAAGACGGAGGGACAGAGUUUGAAAGACAGUGAAGCAAUCCACAGACUUGUUACUGUCAGAACAAUACUGGAGAAGAUGCGACCACUGGACCAGAAGCUGAAGUAUCAGAUCGAUAAACUGGUCCGAACAGCAGUGACAGGAAGUCUUGCCAAAAAUGACCCGUUGCAUUUUCGCCCUAAUCCUGAGAAUCUUGUCAGCAAACUGAGUGAGUCGGAGGGCUCUGAUGUGGAAGGCGGUGGCACCAAGGAUGGAGACGGGACCAAGACAGACGGGGCUUCUGACAAGAAAUACGUACCCCCACGAAUUGCUCCAAUGCAUUACGACGGCGACCUGACGGAGGCGGACAGGCAGAAGGUGGCGGUGGAUAAGCACCGGCGCGCUGCGCUGCGCAGCUCCGUCAUCCAGGAACUGCGGCAGCAGUACAGCGACGCUCCGGAGGAGAUCCGAGACCGCCAGGACUUCCAGACCGAACGGCAGAGUCGGGAAGAGCAACACAGGAAAAGCUAUGAGGAAACCAUGAUGGUUCGUCUGCACAUGACCCGAGACCAGAAGGUCCAGAAGAGAGGACUGGUGGGAAUGACGACCCAGCUGAACAACAUCACACGCUUCGGGGACAUCUCAGGCCUGAUGGGCGAGGAGGCACAGGAGAUGCAGUCAUCAAAACCCAAAAAGAAGAAGCUGAUGAAGAAGAAGACAAAAAGAAAGGCUUUCAAGAAGGGUCGAUAAUCAGCUGAUGGAGACCAGACAGCUGCUGAAGCAUCACAACAAACCAACUGUUUCAUUGUUUAUUUCUACUUUGUGACAAUUAUUUCUUGCCGUACUGUUUUCAUUUUGAAAAAUAAAUGACUGAAAGAAGUUAAAAUCA